AAAACUGGAGACAAUACUGUUGUGGGGGGUGGAGUAGAUGUUUAGUUUCUGUAGGUACGAAAGCCCGGAACUCGAGGGUGGUGAAGGGCAGGACCUCGUUAACGCAGCGUGACGUCAAACAGUUAGGGCUCAGUAAUUUAUUGGGUUGGGCAAGUCGUGAGGUGGCCAGUAUAAGGGUACACUGGAACUAAUUAGUCAUGUACGGGGUGGGGGAAGAGAGAGAAAAAGCCAGUUUCAGCAAGCUUUGAACGUUGCAGAAUAAACGAUUGUUCAAAGUUUACAGGAUCUUAAAAGUUGAAUAACCUAGGUUGCUUAAAAUUCAAGAGCGUUGGAAAUUGUGGAGUUCUUGUCCAACUCUUAAAUCACGAAAAUGUGGCGCAAAUCCAUUGGCUUAUGGUGGGGGAGGAGACUCUGGUGACAUUAUGCCUUCCAAAAGCAUUCCACAACCGACAGUGCAGACACACACCCGCAAGGCUGCAGCCUGCAGGGUUAAAGGGAGUCCUGCAGACGGCUCGCGGUGCAUUUCGGGAGUUGUAGUCCUCCGGCGAAGUCAGCCCAAAGGGCGGAAGCUGCCCGGCGCACUACAUUAUCCAGUGGGCCCCGCACGCUCCCCUGACGCACGCGGAAGUGGGGGAAGGGCAAAAGAAACAGGAGAGAGACGACAGGCUCCGGCUCCUCCCGCAGUUUUGUGGGAAGAGAGAGAAACACAGGAGAGCGAGCGAAAGAAAGCAUCGCCGCCCAAACAUCGAGCGACAAUGGCAGGCGGGCUUCCCAGGCGUAUCACCAAGGAAACCCAGCGUUUGCAUGCAGAGCCGGUGCCUGGUAUCAAGGCAGAAGCGGAUGAAUUCAACGCACGUUACUUUCAUGUUGUUAUAGCUGGUCCACAGGAUUCCCCAUUUGAGGGUGGAACUUUUAAACUUGAACUAUUUCUUCCAGAAGAAUAUCCUAUGGCAGCUCCAAAAGUUCGUUUUAUGACCAAAAUAUAUCACCCAAACGUAGACAAGCUGGGCAGAAUCUGUUUAGAUAUUCUGAAAGAUAAGUGGUCCCCAGCUUUGCAGAUUCGUACAGUGCUGCUAUCAAUCCAGGCAUUGUUAAGUGCUCCAAAUCCAGAUGAUCCAUUAGCGAAUGAUGUAGCCGAACAGUGGAAGAGCAAUGAAGCCCAAGCCAUAGAAACAGCCAGGACAUGGACUAGGCUAUAUGCCAGUGGGAACAGCAAUUCCAGAUGAAAUUGAAUGCACAUCACAACCCUUGUUCUGCCAAGAUCUCUCUCCUUGCAUUCAAAGAACAGUCUUAGAAAACUGCUGAAUAAACCCAGACAAAUAAAAUUCUUGGUGUUUAAAUGCAUAUUAGAGACUAUUUGUCAUGUUCAGAUUCACCAUUAAAGCAUGAGCAGAGUCUAUACCACUUUGCUUUUCUAUUCCCCCCCUUCUGCCACCCAGUUAAUUUGAAAGCAGCGAUGCACCUGCUUUAUUUACAAUGACUGGCGUUUUUUUUUCUUAGCACUGUGAAUGAAAAUCUGCUUAGUUAGCUGCUCUAUUGUAAGUUUUUUUUUUUUUUUUUAUUUUCUGGGUUUUGUUUUUUGCAAUGCUAAAAGCAAAUUUGAAAGCAGCUAACGUGUACACAUUAGAUCAUGCCCUUCGCCAAGAGUAGUAACCUUUUUUUCUUUUUAGGUGCACUAGAUUAAGCAGCUUAGCUGGUUAUUAGUUAGUCCAGUCAGUAAAGGAAGAGAAGAAAGCAGCGCAUCAAUAUUGUGACUCUCAAAUGUAGAUCCUGAGAAAGCUUGUUACUUUGUAUGGCUUGUCUGGGGGUGGGAGGGGGACAGUGUGGGGGAAGAAAGAUUUCUGUAAAACUUUGUUUUAGUAAACUUUUUUGUUCCAUUUGACUGUUGUACCGGUGUUGAUCUUUCCACAAGCGCAAUGCGGUGAAUAAAUCUGAUGUUUUAAUGAUUGAAUCCAUGCUCAUUAAUGAAAAUUAUCUACAUCCAAAGGUGUUUCUCUCAUCUCAAUCCAUGAAGUGUUCAGAUCAUGUAUGCUGCCCCAAUGAACUCAAUAAUUCUCUUGGGAGUAAAUCACCUGUAACUUGCAUUGCAACCACUAAUAAAACUGUAUUCCUUUUUUAAAUAAAUCCAAUUAAUCUAAAUGUGA
This is a messenger RNA of Rhincodon typus (whale shark), 2144 nucleotides long. Its product is annotated as ubiquitin-conjugating enzyme E2 N. Gene Ontology annotation, biological process: DNA damage tolerance; protein K63-linked ubiquitination. NCBI's taxonomy places the organism in Eukaryota, Metazoa, Chordata, Chondrichthyes, Orectolobiformes, Rhincodontidae. Bases 423 to 1226 code for a protein of 267 amino acids. Gene Ontology annotation, cellular component: nucleus. Gene Ontology annotation, molecular function: ubiquitin conjugating enzyme activity. The record is from RefSeq and is a predicted model, not a curated record. The transcript is spliced from 5 exons.